Meloidogyne enterolobii is the source of this 314-nucleotide messenger RNA. The record is from the annotation of a GenBank genome assembly. NCBI's taxonomy places the organism in Eukaryota, Metazoa, Nematoda, Chromadorea, Rhabditida, Meloidogynidae.
UAAUGCCUCCUCUAAACCCAAAUGAUGGUCCUAGACGUUCAUUGGAAUCUUCUCAAUUAUCUGAGAGGGAGAAGAGUCAAAUUAUCGAAAAUCCAUUCCGAACUGCUGGCUUUUCUUAUGCAGAUUCUUUUUCUUACACAAAGGAUGGCAGCACCGAGUAUGUGAAUCCACGUUUUUGUCGUCCCUUUCCACCUUUAUCAUCAAAUGGGAAUGUGUCUAUUUUUACUAAAACGGAACAAAAACUUGCUAGGUGGGUAUUUGAAUUAUUAAUUACUCUAAAUUUUAAACUUUUAUUGCCUUUUUGGGUUAACUAA